Molecule: messenger RNA, 1839 nt
Organism: Paramormyrops kingsleyae
Lineage: Eukaryota; Metazoa; Chordata; Actinopteri; Osteoglossiformes; Mormyridae
Gene: gper1
Product: G protein-coupled estrogen receptor 1
Biological process (GO): G protein-coupled receptor signaling pathway; cellular response to estradiol stimulus
Cellular component (GO): membrane
Molecular function (GO): nuclear estrogen receptor activity; G protein-coupled receptor activity
Source: RefSeq, a predicted model, not a curated record
AGUUAGUGCGGAUUUGCGAAGACGCGAAAUCGGUGGAAAUUUGACGGGACAGAGGGACUAGACGCAGCUCAGGUGUCGCACUGUUAGCAUCAGCAGCUGUGGCUCUGAAUUAACAUGCUAAUGGCCGAGCCUGAAGAAGCCAGCGCUCGUAGCGGCACUCGCAGAAAGCCAAGUGUCCAAAUGGCGGAAAAGAGUACCUGAGGACAUCAUCCAGGUCACCUAAAGGACUGGGGUUUUUCACGGCGGCAAGAUGUAGCGGCGGCUACCGGACAUGCUACCUGCCAUUCAGGGCAUGCGAGCCCAAGAAAUGAUCAGCAUGGAAGCGUGGCCAUCGUCUCUCAUUCAGAUUCACGAGAACAACACAGAGAAACUCAACGCUUCCUCGAGCUUCAAUACAACUGGUUUGGCAAAGACUUCAGACACGUACCAGUUCUACAUCAUCAGCCUGUUCCUCUCUUGCCUGUACACCAUCUUCCUCUUUCCCAUCGGCUUCAUCGGUAAUAUACUCAUCCUAGUGGUUAACCUAAAUCACCGGGACAAAAUGACCAUCCCAGACCUGUACUUCGUAAAUCUGGCGGUGGCCGACCUCAUCCUAGUGGCAGACUCCCUGAUCGAGGUCUUCAACCUGAAUGAAAAGUACUACGACAUUGCUAUCCUCUGCACCUUUAUGUCCCUCUUCCUCCAGGUCAACAUGUACAGCAGCAUCUUCUUCCUGACAUGGAUGAGCUUUGACCGCUAUGUGGCCCUGGCCAGCACCAUGAGCCGCUGCCCCCUUAGGACGAUGCAGCACGCUAAGGUCAGCUGUAGCCUCAUCUGGAUGGCCUCCCUUCUGGCCACACUGCUGCCCUUCACCAUAGUGCAGACUCAGCACACGGGAGAGGUGCACUUUUGCUUUGCGAACGUCUUUGAGAUCCAGUGGCUUGAAGUGACCAUCGGAUUCCUGGUACCCUUCUCCAUCAUUGGGCUGUGCUACUCCCUGAUCGUACGCAUCCUCAUGCGGGCACAGAAGCACCGAGGCCUCUGGCCUCGCAGGCAGAAGGCCCUGCGCAUGAUUGUAGUCGUCGUCCUCGUCUUCUUCAUCUGCUGGCUCCCUGAGAAUGUCUUCAUCAGCAUCCAGCUGUUGCAGGGCACCGCCGACCCCCUGCGUCGUAGUGCUGCCACCCUUUGGCAUGACUACCCCCUCACCGGCCACGUCGUCAACCUGGCUGCCUUCUCCAACAGUUGCCUCAACCCCAUCAUCUACAGCUUCCUGGGGGAGACCUUCCGAGACAAACUGAGGCUCUUCAUAAAACAAAAGGCCAGCUGGUCUAUGUUCUACCGCUUCUGCCAGCACACUUUGGAUUUACGCAUUCCUGUUAGAAGCGAAGUCUCAGAGGUUUAGGGGACGCUGUGGAGCUAAGGCAAGAAAGCGCGACAUGAAGCCAGCAAGAUCCUUUUUAGAGCAUCAAAGUCCGACACUUGUGAAUGAUCCAAACUAUGCUUUUCUCAGUUUUUAUAAGACGUAUAUAAAUUAAUAGGACAAGCCAAGAACCAUAAAUUGGGAUUGGUUUUCAGGAACUGGGUUUAUACACCAAAAGGGGGUUUUGAGGAAUAAAACAGGAACAAAGGAACAAAAUAGAAUAGACAUCGGAGGACUUGUAGUUUCGUUUUACCAAUGCAAUCAUACUGCACUGUGUAGGUAAGCAAAAGCAAUUUACUACAAUGAACACUUGGAUAACAAGUUCUAAUUUCCACUCAGAGCUAGAGGUUUUUUUAUUAUUAUUAUUUUUAUUUCCCCUGCUUAUCAGUAUGCACCAAAUAUCUUUUGUUCUGAAGACAAUAAACGGCUUUGGUAAGAAA